UGAGCUUCGUAGUGAUUCAUUCUUCAUUUUUGCUGAAGUUCCAUCUUUUCAACAUGGUUUCUGAAGAGCAUCUCGUUCCCGCCAAGCUCCCGCUCGUCAAGCUCGAAGUCGAGCAAGCAUUCAACUGCCUGUCCAAGCAGGAGAAGCUCUACGCCCACCAUCUGUCGCGUGCGUGCUGGGCGGGAGGCAAGAUCUGUCUGCACCAGAUGAACCACGACGCCGCUCGCAUCUUUGAACUCUUCAUCACGCUGUUCUCCGCCAAGACGGUCGAGCAAGUCAAGUCGGCUGCCGCUCUCAGCGACGAAGAUUGGCUCAACUUUAUCAACUACCCGGCGCUGUUCUUUGGCAACUUUGGCAACUACUUGUCAUUCGGUGACUCCAAGUUUGUGCCCCGUUUGGACAAGGACAAGUUCAAGCACGCCGUUCUGGCAGUCGCCAGCAACGAUGCCGACGCGACCCUGCGCUCCAAGCUGACCACGUUGCUCGGCCAGACGCUCGAAGCGAUUUACAGCUGCGAAACGAACGAGCGCGGUCUUGCUGUCGAUGGCAAGGGCGUCUCGGGCUACUACUCGGCUGGCAUUACGACAGACCAGAUCAAUCUGGUGCAAGAGUUCUGCCAGCAGACUGGACUUUCGGUGCUCAACACGCGGUUGUUUGUGACAAGCGAGAAGCCGCUUGCGCUCGAGCUGCGGCUUGCUUCGGUCGAGCCCCGCGAGCCCAAGACGCACGAGUUCAAAGGCGCCUCCAUCACUGUGACCUACGGUGACCACAGCGCCAUCCUCAAGGAGGUUGUUGCUCAUCUGCAACAGGCCCUGAAGCACGCUGCCAACGACCACCAGCGCGUGAUGAUCGCCAAGUACAUUGAGACGUUCACGACGGGUGACAUUGAGGCGUUCAAGGAUUCUCAGCGCGCGUGGAUUAAGGAUGUCGGGCCAGUCGUCGAGCUCAACAUGGGCUUUGUCGAAACGUAUCGCGAUCCGAUUGGCGUUCGUGCCGAGUAUGACGGCUUUGUUGCUAUGGUCAACAAGGAAACGAGCAAGAAGUUUGCCACCCUGGUUCAGGAGGCCGAGGCGUUUUUGGCGCUGCUGCCGUGGGGCAAGGACCUCGAGAAGGAUCGGUUCAUGCGACCCGAUUUUACCGCGCUGGAAGUGCUCGGCUACGCUGGCAAUGGCAUUCCUGCAGGAAUUAACAUUCCCAACUUUGACGACAUUCGCCAGACGGAAGGUUUCAAGAACGUCAGCAUGUCCAACGUGCUUUCGGCCAAUCUCGCCCCGGACGGUGAGCCCAUUUCGUUCAUCGCGGCAGAUGAGCAGGACAUGUUCCAGGACUUGGUUUCCCAUGCGUUCGAGGUGCAAGUCGGUCUGCACGAGCUGCUGGGGCAUGGCAGCGGCAAGCUGCUCAUGAAGGGGGCCGACGGCAAGUUCAACUUUGACGUCGACAAGGUCAAGCUCCCUGCCUUCACGUGCUGGGAGGCCGGAGUGCCCAAGAACGGCGGCAACUGUGCCGUCACCAAGUUCUACGGCCCUGGUGACACCUAUGACUCCAAGUUCCCCGUCUUUGGCUCGUCCUUUGAAGAAUGCCGCGCUGAGGCUGUUGGUCUCGUGCUCUGUGUCAACCCGACCGUGCUCUCGAUCUUUGGCUAUCCUGGUGCAACAGCCGACGCUGUCCAUGACAUUUCGUACAUCAACUGGCUGAGCAUGGCUCGCGCUGGCAUCCGUGCGCUCGAGUUCUGGACGCCCGAGAACAAUCAGUGGCGCCAGGCGCACAUGCAGGCGCGCUUUGCCUUGAUGCGUGCCAUGGUGAAUGCUGGCGAAGGUUUGCUGACCAUCGACGAGUCCAAGCUCGCCGAGCACCAAAUCACCAUCAAGCUCGACCGAUCCAAGAUUCUGUCUGUCGGUCUGCCUGCGAUUCGCAACUUUUUGCUGCGCAUCAUGAUCUAUCGUGCCACGGCCGACUAUGAAGCUGGAAAGGCCAUGUACAGCGACAUUACCUCUGUGACCGAGCCCUUCCUGCGUCUGCGUGAAGCUGUGCUCAAGAACAAGAAGCCGCGCAAGGACUUUGUUCAAGCUCAGACCACAUGCGAAGGCGAUGAUGUCAAGCUGAACGUCUUCCCGGCCACUCCCGAGGGCAUGGUUGAAUCAUUCGUGCUGCGUUUCCGUCAGUAGGCGCAGACUUUGCCUGAAGUGUUUCGCGUGGAGGGUUUCUUUGUUUGUGCUGCGUGUAUUGAGCAUUACAGAGCGAUCGACAAGGUCAAUUUUUUUUUUCCUGAUUGUUGUUCUGAAUUUUUAUUUUUUUUUUUUUUUUCUU
Messenger RNA from Capsaspora owczarzaki ATCC 30864, 2307 nucleotides. RefSeq lists its product as hypothetical. NCBI's taxonomy places the organism in Eukaryota, Filasterea, Ministeriida, Capsasporidae. The coding region runs from base 54 to 2165 and encodes 703 amino acids. The transcript is spliced from 11 exons. Gene Ontology annotation, biological process: proteolysis. Gene Ontology annotation, molecular function: metalloexopeptidase activity; dipeptidyl-peptidase activity. The record is from RefSeq and is a predicted model, not a curated record. Gene Ontology annotation, cellular component: cytoplasm.